AACUUAUUCUUUUGUGUUUCCAUUACUCGGGUUACCAUGACUUCUCCUCUUCUCUUCUCUCUCUUCCCUUUCUUUUUAUCUUUUCCUCUGUCGACCUUUGUGUCUACAUUACUCAGCUUAUUCUCUCUCAUUAUUGUCUAGAGGGUUUCGCUUAAUUAUUGUUUCUCUUUCUCUCUUUUACUCUUUUUUUUUGCCGGUUUAAUUGAUAUGGAACAAUUUUUUUCUCUUUCUCUUUCUCUCUCUCUCUUUUCUAAUUGUUGCUAAUUGUCUUAAUCUAUUGUAAACACAAGCAAUCAGAUUAUCCAUGAUUAUCUUUUACUGUGGAAUAAAAUUAUCACCCAAUUUGGAAUAGUUUUGUCUCCAUCAACCUUUGAAUCUUUUAUCACCAUUGGAUUAACUCUUUUGUCUUGAAUCUAAUGUGUAUAUUAAUGUACUAAUGGUUUUGGAUUGGAUUUUGAUUUCUCUGACAAUGACCACUCAAUUUAACUGGUCUUUACCCUUUUUGUAUGGCUUAUCAAGAUGAUGUCUCAACACAGUUGAUGAAUUUGAUAAUCUUUUUAUAUACAAUAAUCCAGUUGGGUUAACAUGGUUAAUUGUAUUGUUUACCUUUUAACCAUCGUCAUGAACUGGAUUGUAUAACCAAAGAUUUGAAACAAGUCAACAGUUUCCAUCAAUUCGCAAUCAAAUCCUUUGCCCUCAUUAAUCUUUUGGAUUAGAUUUUUUUUGAGGCUUUUAUUUGGCGUAAACGUUUAACCAAUUGUGAAAAUAUACAUUCGAUACAUUGUUACAAGAAAGAAGAGAUUAAACCCUGAACAUGAAGUUGCUGACCAUCAAAAAUUGAAGGAUAACAAUUGAGACACAUCAAUAUCUCUCACCACGGAAUCAUUUUUAAACAAUUCAAACUUUGGUGUCUACUAUUAAGGAUCUCUUUCUUUUCUUGUUACUUGAUCAAAAGCACCAAGAUUCAGAUUCAGAUGUCUAUCAGAAAAAGAGUACAAAGACUUUCUGAUGGAAAUCAAGAUACAACAAUCAUCAGCCAUCUUGUUUAUUAGAAAACAAGUUUACCAACAACUGAAAACCCUAUUAAAGGCAAUCAAUGGAUGAUAUUUGGCGUAACUCAAUCACGAAUCUGUCAAUUGAUGAGAAUGGUAAAAAAAGUGCAACCUCAAGUGUUGAGAUGAUGGUGAUUAAGGUGAUACUGGAAAUGGUUAAUAUCUUGAUUGCAAUUGAAAAUCUAAAUGGAUGGAAAUGAUUACUGUUUCUGUUUAAAUUCAUCUAUUUCCAUUUUGAAAUUCAUUUCAAUCUAACACAAGAGACGAUGUUGAUUUGAAUAUUCAAAUUACCGGUUUUCUUUUUAAAUUAUCUCUUUCUCUUUUCGCAAAGCUAAUUGUGUUAACUGGACUCACCAGACUGAAAGAAAUGACCCAACCUUGAAUAUUACAUGAUAAUAUCAUGGAGAAAGCUUUUAUCGUAAAGAACUGGAUUUUCCCAUGGAGUUUUCAAUGGACAUGAAAUAAUCAAUCAUCGUCAUUAAUAAUCUAAGAGUUAGACUGAAUCUAUGAGAAUCAACUCUUGAUUGUUUCGCCUAAAUAAUCAUAUCUUAAAAGGAUCAUGAAUACAGAAUUUACUAAUUAAUCUGAUAAUCUUGAAAGUGGAUCAACUAUUGGACAAUAUAUACAAUCUAAUUUCGUUAAUUAUUGGACAAUUGGAGAUACUUGUAUGAGAUAUUUAUCUUAAUCGGGAAAGUCUCAAUUUUGAUUAUGACAAAUUCGCUUGUUACAUUUGACACUGACAAUUUAAUUUCAUUUACAAUCAGUCAACAAAUUGUUACAACAUAUCAAAUUAAGAAACAUCAGUUGAUUGAACUUUGUUUUCAAAAAAAGUUACAAUUAAUCAAAAUAAUCAAAGCAAAAAUUGAUCACUUAAAAUUGUUAUUAAUAUGAUCAAUAAUUUAAAAUAUCUCGCUAAUCAUCAACUGUCAACAAUUGAUUCCAAGUAAAUCAACAGGUAAACGGGAUCACAUUGAAAGUACAAAGUUUUACAAAAUCAAGUGUAAAUGAAUAAAAAGCGACUAAUUAAAAGAUGAGCCAAUUAAUUAGAACAAUUAAAACAAACGAUUUAGUUAAUCAGUUUUUGUUUUCUUCUCUAAUCAAUGUCUCGAUUGACUAAUCAUCCAAAAAAAGGUGAUAAUCUCCCACAAAGAGUAGAUGAAAUUAAUUGUUCAUUCAAAGAGAAAACAAUUAUCACCACAAAACCGGAAGGAAACUCAUGGUCUUCCAUUGAAAUGAUUCUCUUUUUGGCCUUAUAAUCAAGAAGAUCGAACAAAAAAGUCAUUUGUUAAUCUCACGAUGAUUAAAUCGAUAGCGAUUAAGGAAUUAACCUGAUCAGUUUAUAUAAAAGUAUUUCUAUCGAAUACAAAUAUAAAAAAAAGUUCGAAUCUUUUUCUCCAAUUGAACGGAAUCAUCUUCAUCUACUAAAUGGAAAACAAUCAGAAAAAGAGAAAAGAAAAAAUAAAAUUCUACCACCAAUAUCAUCUUCAUCAUCUCUAUCAUCUUCUUUUCUUCAAUUCUAACCACUAACAGAACGUUAAUCAUAAAUUGAUUGUCUUUAAUCAUCUAGGCCAUUCAUUCAAAUCAAAGUGGAUCAAUUGAUUUACUUUAAGCGAAGAGAGUUGAUUGUUGGUGUCGAAUUAAAAAAAGAUUAUCUCUCUCUCUCCUUUUGUAAACUGUUAUGCUAAACAAUUAGUUGAUUGUUGAUCUACCGGCGGUAAUUAGAAAAAAAUUCAAUUUUCUCCUCAUGUUUGGGUGGACACAAUUUUUUUUGUCACCAAGGAGGAAGAUGACAAUCGAGAGAGUAUAUAAAGAUGGAAAGUUCUUACAAUCGGAAGUUCAGUGGUUUACCUGAAAGUGAAGGUAUAAGGUGUUUAAUUGAAGAGUAAAAGAUAUUCAAUCAAUUAUUACAAUCAGUGUUGUUCAUUAAUACCAAGGGACUGAAAUCAAUUGUGCCUUUUAAAUUGUUGAUUGUGAAAAUCGUUGGUAAACCGAAAAGUUUAAUACAUUUGAUUGUGAAAAUCUCGUGUUCGUAAAAAAUCAUGGCCAUUAGUUGUGGAUAUUUAAUCAGUUUAAUUGGUUGUACGCUAAUUACUUUAGUCUAUUCAACUCAUCACCAUCAUGGUGGACAUAGUAAUAUAUUUCGGAAGCAGGAUGGUUGGGGAAAGUACGAGUUUGCUUAUGAUAUUCACGAUCCUUGGGGGAAUAAAAAUUUCCGUAAAGAGCAUGGACAUUUCACCAAGAAGGGAGGACACGUCGAGGGUUCUUAUGGUCUACACGAUGCCAAAGGUAGACUGAGAAUCGUAAAAUACACCGCAGGUAAAGGUGGAUUUGUAGCUUCGAUCAAAACAAACGAACCAGGAACAUCCGAUGAAGAUUCAGCGGCCGCUUUUUACAAUGGAAAAGACGAUGAUCAUGGAAAAUGGAAAUACGAUGUCAAGACCCACCACGAAAAGGGAAAAGAUCACUGGGAUUUACUAUUGUCAACAUUGUCUCAAACUCAACAACCACCUCAAGUUAAACCACAACUUGAGCAUCACCAUCAACCACUCCAACCAUUACAACCAACUCUCCAUGAUGAUCAUCAUCACCUUGAAGACUUUAAUCAGGUUGAAGCUGCUCAAGUUUUCCCUUGGGAUAUUGAUUGGUUCAGUCCAUUGAUCUUAAUCGUCGAGUUGUAUCAAGCCAAUUGAAAUUGUUUUCCUCUUUCUCUUUCUAUUCUUGCACAAUUCUUGCUUAAAUCAUCAUGAUAAAUGAUCGUGGUGCCAAAUUUAAUCACAAUGAAAUUCACUUACCAAAUUAACUCAAGACAAUUAGCAAAAAAAAAACGAUGCCAGGUAACACGAGACACAAAUCAUUUCUAAUUAAUUGUUUACCGAAAAAAUUAACACGAAUUUUAAGUCUUGUCGUCAUAUGAAUGGAAACCCAAACAUACGAAUCAAAUAUUAUCGAUUAUCGAAAUCGAGCUUAUAAU
Panonychus citri (citrus red mite) is the source of this 4023-nucleotide messenger RNA. RefSeq lists its product as uncharacterized. Gene Ontology annotation, molecular function: structural constituent of chitin-based larval cuticle. Bases 3092 to 3742 code for a protein of 216 amino acids. Gene Ontology annotation, cellular component: chitin-based extracellular matrix. Lineage: Eukaryota; Metazoa; Arthropoda; Arachnida; Trombidiformes; Tetranychidae. The transcript is spliced from 7 exons. The record is from RefSeq and is a predicted model, not a curated record.